AUGGCUGACCCAUUUGGUAAUGGGGAAGGAGAGUGGGAUGGCAUUGUGGAGGGCCAUGCUUACUACGUUACUAAAACGACGACGACCGGCGAUAACAUCAAGGUAGUUCUGCUCAGAAAUCCCUGGGGUACGGGCCAAGGCGACUGGAAAGGUCCGUACUCAGACGGGUCCAAAGAAUGGACUCCCGAAUUGCAAACUGAGCUACAGCAUUCGUUCAGCAGCAACUCGGGUUCAUGGAUAUCCUACGAUGAUAUGCUAUCCAAAUUCCAAUACAUCGGUCGCACCCGCCUUUUCAGAGAGGACGAUUGGCGCUGCUCUCGGUGCUGGAUCGGUGUCGACGUGCCCUGGCACACGCAAUGGCAGGAAAAGUUCCAUAUGCGCCUAACUCGCGAUUCGCCUCUAAUCGUCCUCGCGCUUUCGCAGCUCGACAGUCGCUAUUUUAGAGGCCUGGAGGGCCAAGACGUGUUCAAAUUGCGCUUGCGCGUCCUCAAGCAGGGAGCGUCCAACCCGGAGGACUACGUGGCGUGCUCGCGCACCUCCUUUAUAGAGCGAACCGCUAACGUCGAAAUCCUGGAUAUGGCGGCCGGCAACUACUCCAUCUGGAUUAUGGUGAAGGCUUAUCGACAAUCGGGCCAAAAAAGCGUCACCGAUGUGGUGGAGAACGAGUGCCGCAACAUUGGCGAUAACGAAAAGCUAGAGAAGGUCGGGCGCGCCUACGACUUAGCCCACGCCAAGGCUGCCUGGUACCAGCAGGAGCUUGCGAAACGACGGGGACAUGGCAAGCGUGAGGUGGAGCGCGAGGCCGCGGCAGAGAGUGCUGAAAAGGAAGCUAUCAAGAAGGACGCCAAGGCUGAGAAAGCCAAGGGGGAGCAAGCGCCUGGGGAAGUCGAGGCUUCGGAAAAGCCGAGGCCGGAGUCAUGGGACAAGAUGUGUGUGAUGGGCUUACGCGUAUACAACAAAGACGAAGGGCUCAAGCUCCGCGCUGUUAUAGACGGCGAGGUACUGGAUGACUGCGGCAUGGGUGAUAAGGGCACCACGGAUGUGGACGAUGCGCAGGCUUGUGCUGGGGAUGAUCCGGGUGCGGGGGGUGAUGGCGGACUUAUGUAUGCGCUCGGCAGAAUUCUGGCCACCCUGUGGAAGUUCAUUAUUGGAGCUUGUCUCAAGGAAUGGAGCGGUUAGAAUCGUCCAGCACCGGGGAUCUAUAAAGGGAUCUGGCAGGCCAACCAGGAAACAGGGAUAAGGGAUUAAUUAAAGCGUGAAAAUCCCCUCCGUGGAUCUCCAAAGAGGCGUGGAAGGUCCUGAUCUAUACACUCGUGAUCCCGCCUCGGGGGGCGAGCCACUGGCAGAGUUUUUGGCGCGUUGGGAUAGGGAGAGAGACGCUGCGGGUGCGAAGAUUGGUCCCCAGGGGCCCUAAUCG
This is a messenger RNA of Gaeumannomyces tritici R3-111a-1, 1417 nucleotides long. RefSeq lists its product as hypothetical. Lineage: Eukaryota; Fungi; Ascomycota; Sordariomycetes; Magnaporthales; Magnaporthaceae. Gene Ontology annotation, biological process: proteolysis. Gene Ontology annotation, molecular function: calcium-dependent cysteine-type endopeptidase activity. The transcript is spliced from 2 exons. Gene Ontology annotation, cellular component: cytoplasm. The coding region runs from base 1 to 1179 and encodes 392 amino acids. The record is from RefSeq and is a predicted model, not a curated record.